This is a messenger RNA of Astrephomene gubernaculifera, 1541 nucleotides long. The record is from the annotation of a GenBank genome assembly. NCBI's taxonomy places the organism in Eukaryota, Viridiplantae, Chlorophyta, Chlorophyceae, Chlamydomonadales, Astrephomenaceae.
AGCGGGGAAUCGCCCAAGGGCCUUACACACCAUUAUUGCGGGUUCGCAGGCUUUUCACGUAUCGUAAGAAAGAACUGAAAGGGAAUGGCAUACGCAACGCCUGACCACUGGGAAACAUUCUACAGUACAUCAACAACCGGGGAAGACAUCGACUGGCUUUGCCAAUAUUCCACGCUUCGAAAGUUUGUGUUGCACUACAUAAGGCAGUUGGAACCGCCCUUGCCAUCCAUCUUGCUUCUUGGACCCGGUCUCUCCACCUUUGCGGAGGACUUGUACGACAGGGGCUACACCACCAUCGUGGUGGUCGACUCCUCAGCCGCCGCUGCUGAGGCCCACCGCCGCCGCGCGGAGCAGCCCCCCCGACACGGCCUGGUGGUGGUGCAGCGGGAUGUGUCGGAGCCGGAGUGGCCCGAGGUGGAUGCGCAGGGGCUGCGGUUCGGCAUCGUGGUGGACAAGGGUCUGAUCGACUGCCUGCUCACCGCCCGGGACGGUAUGGACCGCGCCGCUCGCGCCAUCAGCAACGUGUGGGCGCGCAUGGCCACCCCGGGCGUGUGGCUCUCCGUGUCGCACUCGCCGCCCGCGGACCGGCGCGACCUGUACACGCAGGCGGCGGCGGUGGAGGCGGGAGCCAGCAGCGUCUACUGGCACGACUUCCAGGUCAAGCGUGUGCUGCUGCCCGCCCUGGAGUACUCCGCCACCACUGCCGUACCGGGGGCCGAGGUGCUGCAGGACAUCAACCUCUCCGACCUGGCGCCCAAGCCUGGGGAGGGAGACGAGCUGCGGCGGCUGAUGCAACAGGGGCAGGGGCAGCAGGGACAGGAACAACAGCAGCAGCCCCCCAAGCAGCCUCAGCUGCUGGAGUACCAGCCGGCUGCGCGGUACCAGGCGCGGGUGCUGGAGGGGCUGCGGGAGGCGGGGGGAGGCAGGCACGAGGCGGCGGCGGAUGAGGACCCCAUGGCGGAUUUCCGAGAUGACGUGGCGUACAUCUAUUUCAUGAUCAAGUAGAUUGGUUUUGUACAUAACCACAUAUAUUCAUAGUGUACGCGCGUUGUGGUACGGCAUGCGUGUCACAUAGAAGCUGCGAGUGUUCGAGGCCCCCAGGUUUGAGGCUGUGAGGGUAAGGCGCGGUUAGGAGUUGGUUUUUGAAGUGGCGCUGCUUGCGGCGCUGCGGGUCAGCAGCCGGUACACCUGAGGACAGUGGUCAUUUCGUGCCAGCGGCCCUACCCGGUGGGCGUGCAUGCCUGGCUCGUCAAUCGGAGGCUAUGCUGAGGUAGGGGGUAAAGUGGAAACAACUGACUGACUGUGUGAUAAGGCGUCAUCAUGGCUUACAACAUCUGAGCCAACCCGACCCGCCCAGCCACGGCAGAAGCUGCAGGCAGCGGGACACUGAGUUGCCCAAGCUAGAUAGGUGACAGUUGACGGCUUUGGGCGGUCAGGAGUAUGACCGGCCGAGUAAUUACAGUGCGGGUGGACGCGACCGCGGGCGGUGUCGGGUCGUUACAGCACAUGAGGGCAUACAGGCUUCCACAACAGGCAACGGG